Molecule: messenger RNA, 1151 nt
Organism: Sciurus carolinensis (gray squirrel)
Lineage: Eukaryota; Metazoa; Chordata; Mammalia; Rodentia; Sciuridae
Gene: Tfpt
Product: TCF3 fusion partner
Exons: 6
Coding region: 339-1100 (253 amino acids)
Biological process (GO): positive regulation of apoptotic process; apoptotic process; apoptotic signaling pathway
Cellular component (GO): Ino80 complex
Molecular function (GO): DNA binding
Source: RefSeq, a predicted model, not a curated record
GGCACCUGUCGCCGAGCCGAGACGGGGUUGCUGGGGAGAGGACUCGACCUGCAAGCGGGGGUUGCCGCGGACAGGAGACGCGGGGUCUGGACAGGGAUAAAGACGGCGCACCGCGGACCACUGGUGGCGGAGUUAGAUGAGAAAGCAAGGCCUUAAGCCGGGACUCGGGGCGUGGGGAAGCCGAAGCCGGAUACAGAAAACUACAACUCCCAGGAGGCCGCGGGCAAGGCCGAACUACCCGGGCCGCGAAGCAUGAUGGGACAGGUAGUUUUGCGCACGGCUCAAUCUGGACGCCUGAGGCUGAAGCGUUAAGGUCUGCGGCGCCCGGAUCCGGAGACAUGGAGCUGGAGCAGAGAGAGGGAACCAUGGCCGCCGUGGGCUUUGAGGAGUUCUCGGCGCCACCAGGCUCGGAGCUGGCACUGCCUCCACUGUUUGGCGGCCACAUCCUGGAGAGCGAGCUGGAGACAGAAGUGGAGUUUGUGUCUGGUGGCCUGGGCGGCUCCGGGCUCAGGGAACGGGAUGAAGAAGAAGAGGCCGCCCGGGGUCGGCGGCGGCGCCAGCGGGAACUGAAUCGCAGGAAGUACCAGGCGCUAGGGCGCCGCUGCCGGGAGAUCGAGCAGGUGAAUGAGCGGGUCUUGAACAGGCUCCACCAGGUGCAGAGGAUAACUCGCAGACUCCAGCAGGAGCGCAGGUUUCUCAUGAGGGUGUUGGACUCCUACGGGGAUGACUACCGGGCCAGCCAGUUCACCAUCGUGUUGGAGGAUGAGGGCAGCCAGGGUACAGAUGCCCCCACUCCAGGCAAUGCUGAGAACGAGCCUCCAGAGAAAGAGGGACUGUCCCCUCCCACAAGGACUCCUGUACCCCCAGAACCCAGCAGUCCAACCCCUGGUGAGGGGCCCAGUGGGCGGAAGAGGCGGCGGGCACCCAGGGAUGGAUGCCGGGUGGGAGCCACGCUGACUCCAGAACUGGCCCCAGCACAGAUCAAGGCUGAGGAAGACUUUGGCUUUGAAGCAGACGAGACCCUGGAUUCGAGUUGGGUUUCUCGGGGACCAGACAAACUGCUCCCCUACCCUACUCUUGCCAGCCCACCCUUUGACUAAACCCACCCCAAUAAACUGCCCCCCCAUUCACCCUGGUCCCCGACUACUGCU